Messenger RNA from Strongylus vulgaris, 321 nucleotides. Lineage: Eukaryota; Metazoa; Nematoda; Chromadorea; Rhabditida; Strongylidae. The record is from the annotation of a GenBank genome assembly.
GUCUUAUGUGUUGGAAUGUCAUCAUCAUGCUCCCAUAUGCCAAGUGCGGCAUCCGAGAAGAAACGGCUACGUAGCUGGUAUGCAGUAAUCGCCGACAAAUGUGCUUUCCCAAGGACGGAUAGUUAUGCUGUGACUGCGGUGCGUCAUCUCGGAAAUGUCCCUUCGGUGAAAAAUUCUGGCUACCAUGGGAGCGACCCACUGUUCCGAAUGCCCUCCAGAAAAGCGGAUGUCUCGUUUAGCCCUACAGAUGUGCUGCUCACGCUGCAGUUCUUUCCUGUGUUUGACUCAUAUGAAGAAGCAUUUGAGGGAGCAUCGGCAUGA